AUGGCCGAAACUUCUACGUUCACGGUGCCCGCUGGGCAUGCCAUCACAGUGAAGCUCAUCAACACAGUAAAUUUCGGACCUGCACAGCUACAUAGAUUUAUGGCACCACCGGUUCCUGGGAUGGAAGCACAUCCUAGCAAUCCGUCAUUUUCAUUCCUUUUGGAACAUUCGUCAGGUCGAAAACUGGUUUUUGAUCUGGGCAUCCGCAAGGAUUACCAAAACUAUGCUCCUAAAAUUGAGGAGUACAUCCCGACGACAAAAUAUAAAAUUGAAGUGACGAAAAAUGUGAUUGAUAUUUUGGAGGAAGAGGGAAUCAAAGGGAAAGAUAUAGAAGCUGUCAUCUGGAGUCAUUGGCACUGGGACCAUAUCGGAGAUCCUUCUUCGUUUCCAUCUUCAACCGACUUAAUUGUUGGACCGGGGUUUAAGGAUGCGAUGCUGCCUGGUGCCCCUCAAAAUCCAGAUUCACCGCUGGGCGAGUCUGCUUUCGAAGGGCGAAACCUGCGAGAGAUAGCAUUUGAAGGGGGAAAAUGUCUGAAAAUUGGCCGCUUCAAAGCAUUCGACUAUUUCGGCGACGGUUCUUUCUAUCUCCUGGAUAGCCCCGGCCAUGCUAUCGGCCAUCUGUGCGGGCUUGCCAGAACAACCGCCAACCCUGAUACAUUUGUACUCCUGGGCGGCGAUGUUUGUCACUAUGGGGGCAUCUUCCGACCCUCAAAGUACUUGCCUGUUCCUGAGUCUAUCCAACCACAUCCCUGUCAUCCACAUGGAGAUCCCACGUUCUGUCCUGGCGACGCAUGGGAAGAACUACAGCGAUCGCGGGGUCGAGGCGUGAACGACCCACUCUUCACUCCGACAUUCGGUCAUGACAUUCCUCAAAUAAUUGAGACGAUUGGAAAAUUGCAAGAGGCGGAUUGUCUGGAUAACGUUUUUGUCAUUAUUGCUCACGAUGCCACUGUUCGUGAUUCUGUCGAUCAGUUCCCAUUGAGUUUGAAUCGUUGGAAAGAGAAAGGAUGGGCCAAAGACCUCAAAUGGGCUUUCCUACGCGAUGCCGAAGUUUACUGGAAGUCCAAAGGUGUAAUCUGA
Molecule: messenger RNA, 1080 nt
Organism: Penicillium waksmanii
Lineage: Eukaryota; Fungi; Ascomycota; Eurotiomycetes; Eurotiales; Aspergillaceae
Product: MBL fold metallo-hydrolase
Exons: 3
Coding region: 1-1080 (359 amino acids)
Source: RefSeq, a predicted model, not a curated record